UUUCCAGGUGGAGAGCGUAACUGUGGAGUACAUGAGCUGAUCUGCGUCAGAAAAGUCUCUCCAGAGGUGCUGGGGUUUCUGACAGCCAUCGGUCUCUUCAUCAUCCUCAUGACCUUUCUGUUCUGGUACCUCAACAACAAGUUGGCACUAGACAACCCAGGGAGCCUUCAGUGCCUUGAUGACUUCAGGAAAAAAACCGAGCUGCAAGACAAAGCCUACGCUGAUGCCGACCUGCAGGGCUCGUCUUCAGACAGCGAGGACGAACUAAUGGGUCAGUACCAGGAAGCCGUCAGCCGCUCCCAAGGCCUGCGGGGAGGAGCCAAGGCGGCCGGGAACACCAAACACUCAGGAGGGUUCACCUGGGAGAGCAGGCAGAAGUACAGCGCGCUGACGGCCGACUAUGACGGGUACAGCAGCGACGCCUCGGCUGAUGACGCUAACUGCAUCCAGAGGAUGCGCCGAACACCGCCACUGGAUGAGCUUCAGCCUCCUCCCUAUCAGGAUGAGAACGGCUCUCCCAGGAUGUCCUGCACGCUGUCCGACCUGGGAGAUGCAAAGUGUGAUCUGUCCUACACCAGUGGCAGUCCCCACCUGUCCUUUGGCAAAUGCCCCAGUGAGUGCAGCGACGGCCACGACUCUGAGAGUCACUUCAACAAGGGCUACGAAGAGGACGUCCCCAGUGACAGUACGGCUGUCCUCAGCCCGGAGGACAUGUCAGCCCGUGGCUCAGCAGCUCAGCUCCCUAAAGGAUAUGAACCAGAUUCUGUUGCCAAAUUUGGCACUCUGGAUGUGGUGUUCGACUUUGACUCAGAUGACCAGCAGCUGGCCGUCACCAUCAUGGCAGUGUCGGAUCUUCCCGCCCUGAAACGCACAGGCAACAUCUCCUGGCAGGUUCACCUGGUGCUGCUGCCCACCAAGAAGCAGAGAGCCAAGACAGGAAUCCAGAGAGGCCCCUGCCCCAUCUUCACCGAGACCUUCCGCUUCAGCCACGUGGAGUCGGAGAUGAUCAGCAACUACGCCAUCCGGUUCCGCCUUUACAGCAUGAAGCGGAUGAAGAAGGAGAAGGUGCUCGGGGAAAAGAUGUUCUACCUUACCAAGCUCAACCUUCAGGGAAAGAUGUCUGUGCCCGUCAUAUUGGACCCAUGCUGUUCUCUCACGGGUGGUGAUUCCCAGGUCAGCCUCUCCGAUAUGACGUGCAGUGAAAGCGCCUCAUCAUUCCAGUCUGUCAGUCAGACAUCAACGCCGGAGAUCCUCGUGGGCCUGGUGUACAACGCCACGACAGGACGUCUCUCCGUGGAGAUCAUCAAAGGCAUCCAUUUCAAAAACCUGGCAGCCAACAAGCCACCCAACGGGCUGUUCUGUUGUCUAAAACACUUGAUAGGUGGACAGGUUUAUAUAAUCAGAGAUACAUAUGUUAAGCUGACCUUACUGAACUCCAUGGGCCACGAGAUGUCCAAGUGUAAGACAUCCAUCUGUCGAGGACAGCCCAAUCCAACGUACAAAGAGACGUUUGUCUUCCAGGUAGCUCUUUUCCAGCUAUCGGACGUCACGCUCAUCCUCUCCGUCUACAACAAGCGCAGCAUGAAGCGUAAGGAGAUGAUCGGAUGGAUUUCGCUCGGCCUCAACAGCUCCGGAGAGGAGGAGCUCACACACUGGACUCUGAUGAAAGAGUCUAAAGGACAGCAGGUUUGCCGCUGGCACAGUUUGUUGGAGUCCUAACGGCAAGUGAAGAGAGAGGGUAACUGGAAAGAGCAUUUUAUUUCCAGAUGGGUAAGAAAUGGAUACCUGGAAUCGAUGAAUGUGAAACACGUCCAAGGAACCAGUCAGUGGUGGUGAAGGAAAAGACACAAAAAACUUUUGCUUUGCACAAUACAAGCAUUUUCAUGGCACUGUUUGUAGAAUCGCUGACAGCCAUUGAUUAGUCGUACGGCUAGUAAUAUGAUUUAUUUCUAGGACUGCCAAGUGAUGACCUUUAAGCUUCUGUUUCAAAGAGCAGGUUCUGAGUACAUUUGUGAGGGAUACUUCUGUGUAUACAGACCUCGAGCUCACAACCAGGAUUAUCUGUAAUGUUACUAGAGGUUUACAAUUUGAAACACCUUUUCAUUUGUUCUUCACAUUUACUAAAACUUUGUCAUGAAUUUAAAGGUUCACCAAGAAAAUCGUUCUAAAUGUACAAUUCAGAACUUGGACUUUUCAAAUUAAAACUAGAAAGUUAUUUCCCGUUUGGAAUAGACUUUGCCCCACCAUUGUUAAAGUCUUUGAGGAUGUAAUAUCUCAGUCCCCUUACUUCUACUUUCCAUGAAACCCACUUGUUUUUCUUAUUGGUUUAAAGUGGUGGUGGCAUACUUAGAAUAAAGUGAUUUCAGGCAAUAAUUAACCAAAAGCCAAUGAUUUUGUUACCAGGACUUCAAACAAACCACGCCCACAUUUUUCAGUGGCUAACUUAAUACUUUCUUGGGCCAGUGUGUAUUUUCAGGGGAUAUACUGACACAAAUCAAGUAUAGUAUUUAUAACUAUGUUUUCAUUAGUGUAAAAUCACCUGACAGUAGGAAUUAUUUGGUUUUUCGUAAGCUUAGAAUGAGCUCUUUGUAUCUACAAGUGGCAAUUCUUCAAUUGAGUCCGGCAUUUUGCAUCGCCAUGUACAAGAACGGACAAUGGCUCUACAAAGGCCGCCAUAGUUCUCCGACAUGCCAGUAAAACUGUUGUUCUGCCACUACUACAUGAAUUUGUUGCUCCUAAAGUACAGUUAUGUCAAGGUUGAAGGACCUCAGAGUUACUAAGAUUUGCACUUAGCGUCCUUUAUACCACAGUUUCGUAAGGCAUGGGUUAGGGGAAUGGUAUUCAGUUGGUUGCAUUCUGGGUAUAGCCAAAUCUUAACACUUUCCCUUUAACUGAGACUUUUGCCUAGUGAUAAAGGAAUAUUUAUUGAUUCAGACAAAUGUUUUUUUAUCAAGUGUUCAGGGGUUUAAACCUUUUUCCAACCCCUGACUAGCUGGCUGAUUGUAGCAACUUCCUGUUACAUCAGUACACAGGGCAGCACCUGUGCCAUGCUUUGCCUCAGAGAAAAAAACAACACUAGUUCGUUUCAGACUUUGAGUGUGAAUUUCUUCUAUUUGAACAGGAGAAGGGGCUAACUUAAGCUACCAUGAAUGCUGCUAGCUACCUUGUUCGUCAUGUAUCAAUCCAGGCCAGAUCACAUUCUCAGGCGGUCAAAAAAACGUUUUGCAUUACCCUGAUAUGGAUGCACACGGAACCCUUUAUUACUCUAUAAAAGAAAUCAGGCUUUUAACUAUCAAUCUUAACCCAUCUGCGGCAAUAUUAGAAGUUUAUUGCAAGUUCUAGAAACAGUUUUGUCAAGUCUUUGUGACUUCUUCAUUUAAAUCACGUAAAGUAAUUUACGUAACAAAUGUUCUUAUUUUAACCCUAACCAUAUUGUUUUGCUAAACCUCACCAAGUAGUUUUUGUUAGAAUUCACAUUAUUCACCACCUGCUUUAAACUGUGACCAUAGUAAGGCUUCAUAGUUUGACACGUAGGGCUAGUCAUUUUGUUAAAUGUCAACGCCAAAUGGUCCAACACAUGAUGCGUUUAGAAUGAGAACGGGUUUAUUUAUCACACUAUACUCGCUCUUUGGCUAGAAACAAAAACGAACCACCUUGACCAUACAGGGAAGACAACAGUGAGAGAAGUUUCAUGAAUUGAAUUUGUAUAAAAAUCAGGUAAAUCACUAUGUUGUCAAUGUAACAAUACAAUACUACACCAAGUGAUUAUACUUUGUAGAGAAUGGUGUCCUAAAUCGUAGAAAGGUUUUCAUUAUUAGUUUUUAUAAAACUAAAUACGCCACAUCCCAAAAUGCUCCCUGCAAAUGAUGUGUUGAAUUCAAAGAUAUAGCCAGAAGCAGUGGCGGCUGGUGAACAUUCUUUUGGGGGGGGCGCAGUUGGGCGGCACGGUUUAAAUAGCACUUUUUUAGAGGUUUAGCUUAAGACAGUUGGUUAGGUGGCUGCGGCCACAUUCGUGCUUCUUACAUUUUUGUGUGAAGUGCUUUAGAUCCUUCAUCCCGGUUGUAGUCCAAAGUGUUUCAAUCCCAGGACUUUGAAAUAACAGACAAGGGAAACAAAAAAAGGCAUUGCUCACUGUACAACCAGCUAACCAAUUCCGCUUAGCAUACAAGUUUGAGGAGAAAGUCCGAGUGUAGGUUCUCCCGCGAUCAGUGGUCGUCUGUUGAAUGUUUAAAUCCGGACGCUCGGGUCCCAAGUCUUUCAAUUUCUUCUUUUCGACAUCUGAUAGUCGAUGAAACGGUGUUUUAAGUAGAGCUUGCACGGAGUUCUCAGCCAUCGAUGUCGUCAUAUUCACUCAAUCUAAGUUUCAGCUAGCUACGGUGCUGCUCUUUACGCUUGUGGUUAGGGAAUGAUAACGAUGCUGAUUCGCCGAAAUAGUCCAAUCGCGUAUCUAAGAAUGUCACAUUGAACUAAGAAACAAUGCCAUUGGCUGUGGGCGCAAAGAUUUGCGCCCACAGAUCUAAGUUUCAUCCCCCAAUGAAAAGCUAUCCUUGCUAAAAUGACUGAGAAAAGUAUAAGCUCUCCUAUAGACUCCCAUGUUAUCGGCGCCCACGGACGGUAGCCGACCUGCCUAUUCUCAGAAAAGGCGAAUGGCAAUAUAUUAUGUCCGGACACAUUUUAGCGGUUCUUGACAGUGGUCUCCCAUACACAUUUAACCCAUAAACACGGUACAUUUCUUAUUUCAAUUAUGUUUUAUAUAUAACGUUUUUUAACUCAAAAAGUCAGGGUGGGCGGCGCCCAAGCGCCCACUAUUGACGCACCGCCACUGGCCAGAAGAACUCUCGGGAUAGGGGCAUGAUCUCGUAAUUUAAAGGCCAUGAAAGUGCUGGCCAUUUUGGAUAGGCUUUCAGGGAACUCAUGAUAACAAUAAUACAAAGACUUGAGCUGAACAACCACAUUUCAUGAAUCGCUUUCAGUCAACACGGCAAAACAUCACACAAUUGACCCAGCUAAAACGAACGGAAAUGUUAUCUGAAAACAAACAUCGGAAAGUCACGGUUGGUGCUGCGCUGGCGUUUAGCAUUGAUUUCUGAGAAGUAAAGAUUUGUUCAGAAUGUGUUCCACUAAUGAUCUCUGAAAAACUAUUUUUUUAUCUAGAAAGGAAAACGCUAUUUAUCGGAAAAAACACGGUUGGUGCUUCGAUGGCGUACAGCAGCGAUUGCUGAGGAGAAAUAAGCAUAGAUGUGUUUCACUAAUGAUCUUUAAAAAACAAUAUCUUUAUCAGAAAAAAAGUGUAAUUCAUCAGAAAGCAUUUCACAAUGUUUUUCUCAAAGCGUGAACAGACAUGUUAUGAUCGUUGUAGUUACUUUGGUGGUUGUGCGAUAUUGAGUUUCAAUCCACCAGUCAAACAUCACAGAGAAUGUCAGCGGCAGUUUUAAAGACAUCGAUGACAUUUCUCUUGAAUUAAAAAUAACUUGCUGCUGAUAUAUCACAGCAGUACAUGUGAGAAGAACAUGUCUGCUAAUGUUUUACCCGCUCUGGUGCUAAUAAGUACUGUGGCUGCACGCACAGAAUUUCCUUGCCUUAUGUUUUAGUCAGUUCAUACAUUUCUGUAAGUGGACACGUUACAAAAACAGACACAGACACAACCUGAGAGCACACAGACCUGCAUCCAUAAUUCCAGAAAGCACACACUCACAGGAGGGGAUACACACAGUGUGCAUUGACAAACUGGUAGAAUAUCUACAGGUAUUUUUAGCUGUGGCUACUUUCUCACUUCAUUUCACUUACAAACAACAGAAAAUACAUAUACUCUUAACUGUGCCUGUGGUUGUGGUGAAAGCUUGCUUUGUGCAGUGUUUACCAAGUGUGUGUGUGUAUGUGAGUGUUGACAGGAAAGGUUGAGUUCGGGAGGGCUGUGAUAUAGGUAGUUACUGCAUUUUUUCUCGUUGGGUGUUAGUAUUUCUGAAUUUAAUUAACGUGCACAAAUUAACCCACUUCUGGUUGUCUGCCAUAUACUUUAUAUACAGUAGAUGUUUUCUUAUCUAUUUUUGUAUCUAUACUAGGGAAGAAUUGUAUUUGUGGAUGUAAGUCCCCUGUGAGCAAUACUAUUCUGGGUUGCUGUUUAUUCUGUUAAUUUAUUUUCCGUAGAGGAGAAUUAACAGUGUCCUCUUUUAACUCCCUUCUCUGAAGCAAUGUAACGAGAGAGCUCAAAUCAAAACAAUCUUACAAAGUGUUUAACCUUUGAUGAUUUGUAACAAUCGGGAACAGAAGCACAGCAGGGAAGCACACCGUGUGAAAGAUAGCGGGGCAGUAGCUAACAUGUACAUCAUAUCAUUGAAUCCAAAAUCCACAUAGACUAUUUGUUAUGUGAUCAGCCGGGAUCAUUUGAUAUGACUUCAGUAAAUGAAUUCUUAUGUCUCGCCAUACAACAGCCUGCUGAAAAAAGCGGAGUGAUGGUGGUGAGCCAACAGAAGGUGUUCAGGAAAGAAGGAGUGUGAUCUUUCACACUGUCAGUGGGUGUCAGAUGGCAGCCAGGCUCCACAGUCAAGAAAAUAUCAUCAGUGAAGAAUUUAUAUGUACGUUUUUUCAUACAUUGAAAUUAUGGUAGAUAAAAUGAAAAUGGAUUCAAAAUACAGGCUCGCACUUUCCUUAGAGCACCACACAUCCUUUAGUUAGUGGCGUUUAACAUGCCAUUUAUUUUCUGGACGUUAACACUAAGUCUAGCUACCAAUGUACGGAAGCUAAAAUAGGCCAAAAUGACUUUUCUUUGAGAAACUGAAUAUCUGAAACUUAAAUGUAGUUCAUUGGAUUACCCCUGAUUGCAAAGCUUCAAAACAUUUUGAAUUUCUAAUUGCUCUUUAAAACAAGUGUAAAAAUGUUUGAAUGUGUGUUUGGAUUAUGGACAUUUUCAAAUGGACAUUUUUUCUCCAAAAAAAGACAAAAAAAUGCACUUAAAUUUAAGUUUCAAAAAAGCUAGAUGUUAUUCAGACACCAAAAUUGAAACAAUCAAAAUACAAUCUUUUAGCUGAUAAUACCUCCUUUUGAAGACCCCAGACAAAACAAACAUUUGGAAGGUUUUGGAAUUCAAAAACUCAAACCAAACAUGCAAACAAAUGUAUACCCACAACCACAUAAUUGAGAAAUACCGGUCAAUACAUUUCAGUACUUUACAUUCAGCAUUUUUAACAUUUUUCUGGUCAAGGAAUCAACAGUGGUUGAUUUUCAGAAUACGUAAUCAGCUGCAUUUCAAAUUCAGACUAUUAUGGCCUUCCUUUUGCUUCCGUACCUACAAACACAAAGACUCGCUUCUAAAGGAUUUUAGCGCUUUUUCCUGAUAACCUUUUCACCCAAGAUGUUCCAUUAAUAACAUUUUACAAAAAAUAUUUUAUGCUUUGCACUAUUGUUUUUUGCCUUUAUUUCCUUGACACGUUUUGAAUAUUCCCCUGCUUUUAAAUGCUGGUUUUUAUUGGUGAUUUUUUUCUUUUUCUUUUAGUUUGGAAACUACCUAUGCCACAGGCGGCAUCGGUGCCUUACUGUUUUUCAAAAGGUGUCACAGUGUCUUAAUGUACUUGUACUUUUCUUCUGUACUUCAGGCUGAGUUUGAUUUGUAAAAUUGAUGUAUGAUAGAGAGAAUUUAUAUGUGAUAUUAUUGUUUAAAGAAAAAGAAAAAUCACUUGUUUGGGUGUGGUUUGUCCUACCACAUUUCAUAACAUAUUUGUGUGUUUACAUACUUACAUUUACCAUAAAGCAACUACACUAGGGUUGAUAUUAGCUAACAUCAACAUUGUAUACAGUCUUUUUAAAGGUUUUGUGCUUUUGAUCCAUUUGAUGCAGUUAUUCAGCUCCUAAAUGUUCAUAUUGCCACAAAACAACCAACAGGUGGAGCAAUUAUUGCAUUUGGCAGUGUUUAGCAAAUUUGACCUAAAAUGAUAUUAUACGUUUAGAUUUUCUCUUGUUUGAAACAGAUAACCUUCAACUUCUAUGAGGUGACUUUGACUGACGGUGCUGUAUCAUUUAAUACCAAAGUAUUUGGGGUAGAAUGAGGAACUUUUGAAAGUAAAAAAUAACAAAUAUUUUGGGAAAAAUAUUUUUGAAUUGUAUGGUCGCAUUAGUUCAUGUGUAGGUACAGAAAUAGAAAGAAUUUGUGUUAUAUAUAUUAUAUAUUAUGUUAUAUCAACUAUUCCUUUUUAUUUGAGCCUAAAUUCCAUCUAAAUCAAAACAGCACUUUUAUUUACAGAAAAAGGUAAUAGUGUUUUUCACCCCCCUCCUCCCCCAUA
Eleginops maclovinus (Patagonian blennie) is the source of this 8276-nucleotide messenger RNA. RefSeq names its product synaptotagmin XIVa (gene syt14a). The coding region runs from base 109 to 1719 and encodes 536 amino acids. The transcript is spliced from 8 exons. NCBI's taxonomy places the organism in Eukaryota, Metazoa, Chordata, Actinopteri, Perciformes, Eleginopidae. Gene Ontology annotation, molecular function: phospholipid binding. The record is from RefSeq and is a predicted model, not a curated record.